This is a messenger RNA of Kuraishia capsulata CBS 1993, 603 nucleotides long. RefSeq lists its product as uncharacterized. The record is from RefSeq and is a predicted model, not a curated record. Lineage: Eukaryota; Fungi; Ascomycota; Pichiomycetes; Pichiales; Pichiaceae. Bases 1 to 603 code for a protein of 200 amino acids. The transcript has a single exon.
AUGUCGACACCAAUCACGAUUAACGGCGGGUUUAGCAUCGUGUCGUCACAAGACUCUGGGUCUCAGAGCACCCCGCUCUCGUCCUCUACACCUUUCCGGGCAAGCCCCGAUAACGCCCAGUCUCUGUCUCAAAGGCGUACGUCUGGCCAGAUAGGUCUUCAAAAGAGGAGGGCAUCAUCUUUUACAUCGGCCUCGUCGCCAUGGGCGAGACGUCGCAGCUUUUUGUCAACUUCCAUGAUGUCCAAUGAAAAACACUCGGUCUAUGAGAUGAGUUCACACUAUUAUGGCGCCAGUUCUUUACGGUCUGUUGGCGGUACCAGUAUUCCGUGCUACUCUAUGUCUUUACGGGAGUCUCAAGGCUUUAUAUGGAACCAGGACUUGUUUGCAUCGCAAUACCAGCAGGCGAGAGCACUUCUUCAUCAGGAUGACGACAGCGAUGAGGAAGAUACCCCCACCGCUUCCAGAAGUUACAGUUCCAGUCGCUACAGUGACACUUCUGGAAUAGGGAAAGUUGAGGUUGUGGAUAUUGUUUUGAGUGAUGGUGACUUCGAAGAGGAAGACGAAGAAGACGAGGAGAUUUUCAAGAGCGAUCAUCACCAGUGA